AUGUCGGGCAAGUGCAGGAGGCUGGAGGGCAAGGUGGCCGUCGUUACCGCCUCCACAGCGGGCAUCGGGCUGGGCAUCGUGCGGCGCCUGGCAUCUGAGGGAGCCCGGGUGGUGGUGUCGUCACGCAAGCAGCAGAAUGUGGAGGAGACGGUGCAGCAGCUGAGGGCUGAGGGUCUGGAGGUGGCGGGCACAGCAUGCCACGUGGGCGACAAGGCACAGCUGCAGAAGCUGGUCCAGUUUGCCCUCGACGCAUACGGCAGGCUGGAUAUCCUGGUGUCCAAUGCCGCAGUCAACCCCGCCGCAGGUCCCAUCCUCACCAUGGAGGACUCGGCCAUAGAAAAGAUUCUGGACAUCAACGUGAAGAGCGCAGUGCUGCUGGCCAAGGCUGCGGUGCCGCACAUGCCGCGCGGCGGCGCCAUCGUCUUUGUCAGCAGCUACACGGCGUUCAGCCCGGCGCCCCCCAUCGCCAUGUAUGCUGUGUCCAAGACGGCCCUGCUGGGGCUCACCAAGGCGCUGGCUGAGGAGCUGGGCCCCGAUGGAAUACGGGUCAACUGCCUGGCGCCUGGCAUCGUGCCCACCAAGUUUGCCUCGGCGCUGGUGGCCAACCCAGAGAUGGAGGAGCUAAACAAGAGCCGCACGCUGCUGGGGCGCCUGGGCGCGCCGCAGGAUAUGGCGGCGGCGGUGGCGUUUUUGGCGUCAGAUGAUAGUUCCUACAUCACCGGCGAGACACUAGUGGUGGCCGGCGGCAUGCAAAGCAGGCUGUGACAUCAUGGCUGUGAUCUCUGGGCGUGCUCACUUUGACGCAAUUUUGGCAGCGCCUUGCUGGUCCUGCUGUGCUCCCUGCUCAGUGUACAUUCUAUCAACAUUUUUACAGCCCACUACGC
Messenger RNA from Chlorella variabilis, 884 nucleotides. RefSeq lists its product as hypothetical. Gene Ontology annotation, molecular function: oxidoreductase activity. The record is from RefSeq and is a predicted model, not a curated record. NCBI's taxonomy places the organism in Eukaryota, Viridiplantae, Chlorophyta, Trebouxiophyceae, Chlorellales, Chlorellaceae. The transcript has 7 exons. The coding region runs from base 1 to 765 and encodes 254 amino acids.